CAAGUUCGUAGCAAAGGUAUUGAGGACUCAUAUACGGGAGAAAACGGCACUUGAAGUAUUGAGCAGCUAUUGUGGGGAAUUCCAUUUGUGCGCUUCGCAUAGCGUGGUUGACUUGGGCUAUUGCGCGUAGCUGACAGCCAGCGUCAACUUUCUGUGGACAGAUGGCCUCGAGCUCUGAGUCAGACAUUAGCUCAAGCUGCUGUGAUCAAGAAGUUACACACACAGAUACACCGAAGAAUAACAAGGGUCCAAAGGUCGCUUCCGUUUCUUCUGCUUGGGGGUUGCCGGAACCAGUUCUUCGCGUAGGAAAUCGUACUAUCUUUACGCAUGGACGUCCACCUUGGUAUAAUGCUGAAGGACAAACUCAACAGCCUUUUGUAAUCGGCAUAUGUGGAGGUAGUGCAAGCGGUAAAACAUCUGUUGCCCGCGUAAUUAUUGAAAGUUUGGAUGUACAGUGGGUCAGUUUAAUAAGUUUGGACUCAUACUACAAGGUUCUUACACCAGAGCAAAGACUUCAAGCUAUUGCUUGUCAUUACAAUUUCGAUCAUCCAAGCGCUUUUGAUCUUGAUUUAUUGGAAAAUCAUUUACGCAGGUUACGCGACGGUAAAACUAUUGAAGUACCUGAAUAUGAUUUUAAAACCCAUUCUCGUACUUCUAAAACGAAUACUGUCUACGGAGCUAAUAUUAUUAUCAUUGAAGGAAUUUUGGUAUUCUAUUCGCAAGCUGUGGCCAAACUAAUGGAUUUGAAGGUAUUUGUUGAUACAGACGCAGAUGAACGCUUAUCUCGUCGUCUUCGUCGUGAUAUUAGUGAACGUGGUAGAGAAUUGAAUAGCGUACUAGAACAAUAUAUGCGUUUUGUCAAACCUUCCUAUGAACAAUUUAUUGCUCCAAGUAUGGCUCAAGCAGAUAUUAUUGUUCCAAGAGGUGGAAAAAAUGUUGUCGCUCUGCAACUUAUCGUUCAACACAUCAAUAAACGUUUAAAACAGUGUGGACUACGAAGCAGACAUGAAUUCGCUAAAUUCCCGUUCAUACUUUCUAAUGGUGCAUUACCAACAGAUUCCAAUGAUACAACUUGGGAGAACAAUAAUUCAACUGGUGUAAAUAAUACAGUAGAUGAUGUUUUUACAAUGAACAACCAUCUGUAUGAUAACAAGCAAUAUACUACUAAUGGUACAUCUGAUAAAGUGUGUCUCCCACCUCAAGUUCAUGUAUUACCUUCCACACCUCAAAGACUUGGUCUGCAUACAUUAAUUCGUGAUCGGAGCACCAAUCAAGAUGCAUUUGUUUUCUAUGCCGAACGUUUGAUGCGUCCUUUAUGUGAAGCUGCAAUGAAUCUACUUCCGCAUAUGGAUAUAGAUAUCGAGACUCCUCAGGGUAUCACUUAUCGUGGUCGGAAAUUAGCCACUGGCACUCAAAUAUGUGGUGUAUCUAUUCUAAGAGCAGGUGAAGUACUUGAACCGGCUUUAUGCGCUGUGUGUAAAGAUAUCCGUUUGGGCAAAAUUUUGAUACAAACUAAUCCAGUCACAUCUGAACCUGAAUUACACUACAUUCGUUUACCUCGAGACAUUAAAGAUUGUUUUGUUAUACUCAUGGAUGCCACUGUGGCUACUGGAGCGGCUGCUAUAAUGGCUAUGCGUAUAUUAGUGGAACAUGAUGUACCAGAAGAUAAAAUUAUUCUCAUCUCCUUAAUAAUGGCUAGUCAAGGUGUACAUUCUGUUGCUUAUACAUAUCCAAAGGCUCACAUUGUAACUACUGCUGUAGAUUCAGGCUUGAAUGAUAGUUAUCACAUUGUUCCAGGUGUUGGAAAUUUCGGUGAUCGCUAUUUUGGUACUACUCUGGAUCUAGAAACAAGAUAAUGAAUCUAAUUGUUUCUUUUCUUCAUGACAUUCUGCAACACUUUUGCCAAUUUGAGUGAGCUUUCUUUUUGUCGUUUACUACUUAUAUAGUCAGGAACCUUUCUUGUUGGUUUUAGUCUGAUUUUUUAUUAAUUCUUUUCUUUAAAGAGUUUUUGUUUUGUUUUUUCUGACAGAUUUGUUCUGGAAAUAUACUUUCACUACAACACUAGCUUGAUAUCCUUGUCUAGUCCGCAUCUCUAUACUUGUUUCAUUCAUUGCAAUUUGUUAUACUCUCCUGCAUGUAGUUUUGUUAUUCCGUCUGACAAAUUGAUUUAUAGUUAGUGUGUCAAUUUAAUUGAAUUCACUGAUAUCUUUUUGAUGUAUAUUUGUACUUUAUUGAUUAUUUUUGUCUUUUUUUUUACCAUAUAGUUGUUUUCUUCCCAAUUGACAAGGAAGAAGCAAAUUUAUUUUCUUUGUAAUAUAUGUAUGUAUUACAAAGAAUUUACUUUAAUAAUAUACUAAUUAUUUAUUGUGUACUAAAGGUUUUAAUAUUUUGUUGUUUAAUCUUAAUUUUCUUUUACAAAUAUUUCUGUUAUUGUAAUACACUGAUAAUUUCCUACCUUAUUCAUCCUAUUCACUAUUUUUCUUUAGAAAAAAAAUACGUCUAUUUUAGUUUCUACUGUUGCUGUUGACGAUGACGAUAAAGUUAAUGUGAAACAUCUUUUUCUAUAUAAAGUGUGUUCAUAUGUCAUUUUAUGUCCUAUAUGCAUAUAUGAAGCGGUA
This is a messenger RNA of Schistosoma mattheei, 2618 nucleotides long. The record is from the annotation of a GenBank genome assembly. Lineage: Eukaryota; Metazoa; Platyhelminthes; Trematoda; Strigeidida; Schistosomatidae.